Messenger RNA from Cornus florida, 1677 nucleotides. Its product is annotated as purine permease 3-like. The record is from RefSeq and is a predicted model, not a curated record. The coding region runs from base 403 to 1476 and encodes 357 amino acids. Lineage: Eukaryota; Viridiplantae; Streptophyta; Magnoliopsida; Cornales; Cornaceae. Gene Ontology annotation, molecular function: purine nucleoside transmembrane transporter activity. The transcript has 2 exons. Gene Ontology annotation, cellular component: membrane.
UCCAGAUUAAUAUUUUGAACCGUUGGGAUGUGUUGAACAACUGACUAGCAAAUAAAGAGUAGUCCUUGAAAAAAUUUGAAUUUGCAAUGAAAAUUUAGACGUCUCUUGGAAAUUUUUUUUUUUUUUCCUGAAUAGUUUUAUUCACUAAUGCUUAUUUAGGUUUGGAAAUGAAUCCAUUUUAUUUAUUUUAUUUUUGUUUGUGCAUAACUGAGUACUAAUGUCUCUCUUAAUGCUUGCUUACAACAAGGCUUAUUUUAUAAUGUGUUUCUGAAUGCUAUUUGAUUCAAUUUUCAUCCCACACCCAAACACUAAAAUAUACUCAAUUUUCCCAUUUUGUCCAGAUUUGAUCAUUGGUUGAACUGCAGUUCUUGCAAGAGCACAUACUAACUAGUCUUUAAACAGAUGGAGACUCAGAUUACGAACAAUCAAGUGCCAUAUAAAGAUGAGAAUAAGAGGAAAGCAGUGAAGAAAUACCUACUCGUGUUGAACUGCACAUUGUUAGCUCUAGGCAACUGCGGUGCUCCACUUUUGAUGCGUUUUUACUUUUUGAAAGGCGGAAAGAGCAUUUGGCUUUCAAGCUGGUUAGAAACUGGUGGUUGGCCGUUCGUCUUACUUCCAAUCAUAGUUUCAUAUGUGUACCGUCAUAACAAGGAAGGCCCUGGGACUAAGCUCUUCUUUAUUUCACCUGUCCUCUUUCUUGCUUGUGCCAUUAUCGGCAUUCUCACCGGUUUAGAUGAUUAUCUGAAUGCCUAUGGUGUUUCCCUUCUCCCCAUCUCCACCUCAGCUCUUAUAUUUGCCACCCAGUUGGGCUUUACAGCCGGUUUUGCCUUUCUCCUGGUCAAGCAAAAGUUCACUGUUUUUACCAUCAAUGCGGUGUUUUUAUCGUCUGUUGGAGCAGUAGUGCUAGCAUUUCAUACAAAAACGGAUCGCCCAGCUCAUGAAUCCAAUAAGCAGUAUUUUGUGGGAUUCUUUAUGACACUUGGAUCAUCAGCAUUAUAUGGGUUUGUUCUACCACUGGUUGAGUUGACUUACAUGAAAUCCAAGCAGGUCAUCACUUAUUCUCUUGUCAUGGAGAUGCAGAUGAUUAUAUCCUUUUUUGCUACUGCUUUCUGCACCAUCGGGAUGCUUUUGAACCACGACUUCACGGCAAUUCCUGGAGAGGCAAGAGAGUAUGAGUUUGGGCCAACGACAUACUAUGUGAUUCUUGUGGCGACUGCAAUAUUUUGGCAAUUCUUCUUCAUGGGUGCAAUUGGAGUCAUUUUCUGUGCUUCGUCAUUGCUCUCCGGUAUUAUAAUUGCUACUCUCCUGCCGGUGACAGAGUCGUUGGCCGUUUUGUUCUACCAUGAGAGAUUUCAAAUUGAAAAAGGGCUCUCUCUCGCUUUGUCGCUCUGGGGUUUUCUCUCCUACUUCUACGGAGAGUUUCACGAAAGCAAGAAAAAGAAGCGGCAGACAUCAGAACUAGAGUUGCCUCAUUGACAGUCGUCCGCGAUCACAUUACUGAAGAAUUAUACAUCUGCAUUAGGAGGUAUUGAAUAAAAAAUAUGCAUGUUAUCUGUUUUCUCCUUUUAGUUUACACGAAUGAAAUUAAAAUUUCUGGUCUAGUUUAUGUUCACUGUUCUUGUAAAUUAUGGAUGCGUCAAUUAGCCUUAUAAUAUUUGGGAUACAAUGGUAUGUUGA